Messenger RNA from Octodon degus (degu), 1887 nucleotides. Its product is annotated as sodium-dependent glucose transporter 1C-like. Bases 250 to 1527 code for a protein of 425 amino acids. The record is from RefSeq and is a predicted model, not a curated record. NCBI's taxonomy places the organism in Eukaryota, Metazoa, Chordata, Mammalia, Rodentia, Octodontidae. The transcript has 4 exons. Gene Ontology annotation, biological process: transmembrane transport.
UCGGCUCUGCACAGGGUCCGACGAAGAAAAUCUCGGCGGCUACAAGGCCACCUCCCCGUCGCCACCAAGCUGGAGCUGGAAGCAGAGUUCGGUGCGGCCAGAUCCCUGGCUGCUACGCAGCGACACCACGAUGCCGCAGCCCCGGAGCCUGAGCCGAAGGCGGUGGUGCCCAGGCCGAGCGCCCGGACAGGGAGCGCGCUGCGCUGGUUCACCACGGUGAUCGUGUAUGCCGCCUUCCUGGGGCUGGGAAUGAGCGUUGGUAUACUGGGACCCACGUUUCAAGAUUUGGCAACAAAUGUAAACCAAAAUCUCAGCGGUCUUUCUCUAAUUUUUGUGGGCCGAGCCUGCGGAGUCUUGUGUGGCUCUAUGAUCGGUGGUGUUCUUUUUGAAUACAUGAAUCAUGUUUUACUUUUGGCGCUGUCAAUGUUGGCUACCACAGUUGGCCUUUACCUUUUUCCUUUCUGCAAGACGGCAACGUUACUGAUUGCCAUGAUGUCUGUCUUCGGGGCUGCAGUUGGUGUUCUGGAUACAGGUGCCAACGUCAUUAUCUUGGCUCUGUGGGGAGACCAAGGAGCCCCACACAUGCAGGCCUUACACUUCAGUUUUGCCUUGGGUGCAUUUUUGGCUCCUCUUCUGGCAAAAUUGGCCCUGGGAACAACAGUGUCAACUGAAAAUCACACAGAGCCUGAUAUUCAUCCUUCAGCCCUCAACAGAUCACUUGAAGCCAACCCAGACCUUCUGUUUGCAGUACCUGAUGACUUGAACUUACUGUGGGCUUACGCUUCUGUCGGCCUAUACAUCUUUGUGGUUUCUGUCUUUCUGUUUGCUCUGUUUUUCAAGAAAAUCUCAAGGCGUGAAAAAUCAACAGCAUCUGCUCAGAGAUAUCGAAGAGCUAAGCAUCACAAGGCCCUCCUCUGCCUCCUUUUUGUGUUCUUCUUUUUUUAUGUUGGAGCUGAGAUCACCUAUGGCUCUUACAUUUUCUCAUUUGCAACCACCCACGUUGGAAUGGAGGAAAGCCAAGCAGCUGGAGUGAAUUCCAUCUUCUGGGGGACGUUCGCAGCCUGCAGGGGCCUGGCGAUCUUCUUUGCUACGUGUUUACAGCCUGGAACCAUGAUUUUGCUGAGCAACAUCGGCAGCCUGGUCUCAUCUUUAUUCAUGGUGCUUUUUGACAAGAGCCCGCUUUGUCUCUGGAUAGCGAGUUCUGUGUAUGGGGCCUCAAUGGCCACCACCUUUCCCAGUGGUAUUUCUUGGCUGGAGCAGUACACGAGCAUAAGUGGGAAAUCUGCGGCUUUUUUUGUCAUUGGUUCUUGUCUGGGAGACAUGGCUAUUCCUGCAGUAAUUGGAAUUCUCCAAGGACUAUACCCAGAUUUGCCAGUAGUUCUGUACACAAGUUUGGGGUCAGCAAUAUUCACUGCUGUAUUAUUUCCUGUGAUGUAUAAACUAGCCACCUCGCCUCUGGAUCACCAGGAAACAGAAAGCAGAAAAAGCAAAGACCAGAGAGCUUUGCCUUCUAGUUCUAGGCUAUGAAGACGAGAAUGAAAGAAUUAAUAUAGAAGAAUAGACUAAAUAGAUUUUGUAGUGGUUAAAAUGAAUGAUACAAUGAAGCACUCUAACAGAAGGAUACUUUUGGUUUCCUUGUUUUUUGAGACAAGGUCUCACUAUAUGCUCUAGACUGUCCUCAAACAUGAAGCAAUUUUUUUGUCUCAGUAGAAAUAUUUUGAGGGAGAGAACGGCUGAAGUCUCUAAUGAAUUUCUCUCAGAUGUAUUAAUAUUUCAGAUAGUAGAAAUUGCCCUAUGAGGUAAUUUGCCAGAAGGUAGGCCAAAAAUACUUAGAGAAGAUGGAUUGGUCACUCUCUUUGAAUUCCCACCAGAAUUCAGCUGUCAGAG